UUGGGCGAGAAGGCAUUCGAGAUUGUUCUUUUGGCGUCGCGAGGCGUUGGUAUGCUCAUUUGGAUGCCGACAAGAGUUUUACUCGUUAAAAGAGGAAAAGGAGGUCUCAACCUGCUCUUCCUCCCUUCCCCGAGAGAAGUCAUGAGAGGUUUUCACUUGUGGGAUUUACUCUUCCUCGUCCUCCUGGGAGCCUGUGGGACAUCGGCCCAUAGUUUGAGCUGCCAGAAGAGUAUGACCAUGCAAGUGGGAGCGGGCUUGUCCAAGACAUUUAAUUGGACUGCAAAGGAGAUUGAGACUUGUGACAGUGGAGCACUUUGCCAUGAAAGCAUGAUAGUGAUUAAAGCAGGGACCAAGACGGCCCUUGUGGGCAGCAAAGGCUGUACCCAUGGCUCAAUGGAGUCCAUAACGUUCAUACAGCACUCCGCACCCCCUGAUCUGGUGGCGAUAUCCUACAGUAACUACUGUGAGGAUAUGUUAUGCAACAACAGAGAGGAGAUACGUCAUUUUGGGGAUCUUUCAACUUACGCAGAUUCCAUUGUGCAAUCCAGUAACCGCUGCCCAACCUGUCUAGCUUUGGGGACCUGUUCCAGUGCUCCUUCUCUGCCUUGUGUCAAUGGUUCAACUCGAUGCUAUGAAGGAAAACUUGAGGUCAUUGGAGGAGACACCAAUGCCACCGUGGAGAUCAGAGGCUGUACAGCUAUGACAAGGUGUAGGCUGAUGUCAAGAUUCCAAGCAAUAGGACCCAUGUUGAUAAAUGAGACAUGCUCCAUCCACCCUUUUAUUAAGCCCCGAUUUGCUGAAAACGGAAGCUCCGUGGCUUCCCAUUUCAGUUUUGGGGUCAGAGCUACUGCUGCCAUUGCUGCUGCCAUCACGUGUCCUUUUGUCCUGAGAAAGUACCUCUGGUCCUGGGUCUCACAGCGCCUGUGUUGACCAAGAGCCUUUUGAGUGAUUUGUCACUGGCUCGCUGAGCAGUGGAGAUUGGAGGGAAAACGGAGAGAGAUGCUAUAGGUAUAGUAAAUGUAUUUGACACUUUAA
Ochotona curzoniae (black-lipped pika) is the source of this 1035-nucleotide messenger RNA. RefSeq names its product testis expressed 101 (gene TEX101). Lineage: Eukaryota; Metazoa; Chordata; Mammalia; Lagomorpha; Ochotonidae. The transcript is spliced from 6 exons. Gene Ontology annotation, cellular component: plasma membrane raft; plasma membrane. The record is from RefSeq and is a predicted model, not a curated record. Gene Ontology annotation, biological process: binding of sperm to zona pellucida; regulation of flagellated sperm motility. Bases 52 to 930 code for a protein of 292 amino acids.